UAAAUACUGGACGCACCUUCCUGUUCUGUUCUAGCUACCCUGGGGAGAAAGAAAAAGAAAAAAAUUGGCUUUGGGAUUUCCCAGGAGUAGUAUUGUUGGGGGAGGUCGGUGCAUUUGGAGGAAAGAGAGAAUCUUCACUGCAUAAGUAUGUUGUGUGACGUACCGCUUGUUUAAAAACACAAAAUCCCCACUUCUAUGGAAAACGACCUCCUCUUUUGACCAUAUUGCAGAGCAGGGCUGUGAGAGCAGCAAAGAGGAAUCCGGAAGAUUCCAACAAGUUCUCGGGGAGAGGCUAUCUAAAAAGUCCAGAGCUCCACUCUUUUCUGUGAGAGGAAAUGGCAACCAAGAAGGGGUCUGCACCGGCUGGCAGAUGCCAGGCCACACCAGCGCCUUCAGGCGUCAAAAUGGAGGAACGUGACACAGCAGGCCCCAAACCAGCUGAGGGAGCAGAAAAGGCAGGGAAAUCUCCUCGUGUCCUUCAGGUUGGGACCAUCAGGGAGUUCCUUGACUGGGCCGCCCCGCUGCAAGUGAAACAGGAGCCCGAUGAGGGUUUGCCCGAAUGCUGGGAAGCCCAGUGGCAAGAGUUCCUCCGGGCCAUGCAGUCUUCUCACUUGGGGUGGGGCAACCCACCUGUGACAGAGGAGGCUGCGCCAUGGGGGGACAACAAGGCCUUCUUCGCCUCCUUCGAGCGGCUAGCUGGGACCUGCCACUUGCCUCGACGGGAGUGGCUGGCCCGCCUGCUGCCUGUCCUGAGCCGGGAGGCCAAAGAGGCCUACAGCAACCUCAGCCUGCAGGACCGAGGGGAGUACGGCAAAGUCAAGGCGGCCAUUUUGAAGGUGGACGCCAUCCGCAUGGAGACGCAGCGCCAGCGCUUCCGGCAGUUCCGCUACCAUGAGGCCAAGGGUCCCCGGGAGGUGUGCGGCCAGCUCCGUGAGCUGUGCCGCAGUUGGCUGAAGCCGGAGAAGCACACCAAGGAGCAGAUCUUGGACCUCCUGGUUCUUGAGCAGUUCCUCACCCUCCUGCCCCAGGAAAUCCAGAGCUGGGUGAGGGAGCACGACCCGGAGACCUGCGCCCAAGCAGUGCCUCUGGCCGAGGCAUUCCUGCUGAGGCGGCGAGAGGCCGAAAGGAAGGAAAAACAGGCACUGGAAGCCCCAGCUGUGAAUCGUCCCGAGGCAAAGCCAUCUCCCAUGGGUCCCGGACUGAAGCGGCUGUGCAGAGAGGUGAAGCAAGAGGAAGCCAGAGCACUGGACAAAGGUAGCUCCAGCAGUGACUAUGUGGAGAGGAGAGGAAACCGGAGCACAGAAAACGGCCUGAAGACUCCUAGCAGAGCCCGGCCGGGGGAAAGGCACUUCCAGAGUCCUGAGGGCAGGAAAGGUUUCCACCAAAACCCGGCCCUCAUUAAACACCAGCGAGGCCACGCGGCAGAGAGUCCCCACCAGUGCCCGGAUUGCGGAAAGCACUUCACUCAGCGCUCCAGCCUUACCAUCCACCGGAGAAUCCACACGGGGGAGAAGCCGUACCCUUGCCCCCAGUGCGGGAAGUGCUUCCGCCAGAGCUCGAACCUUCUCAAACAUCAGAGAAUCCACUCCGGCGAGAAGCCGCACCAGUGCCCCGAGUGCGGGAAGUGCUUUGCUCAGCGCUCAAACCUUCUCAUCCACCAGAGAACCCACACCGGUGAGAUGCCCUACGUGUGCUCGGAGUGCGGGGCCUGCUUCAGCCAGCACCGAGGCCUGGUCACCCACCAAAGGAUCCACAUGGAAGAGAUGCCCUACGGCUACGGCUGCCCAGACUGCGGGAAGUGCUUCCAGCAGAACUCGGACCUCACCAAACACUUGAGGGUCCACACGGGAGAGAAGCCGUACAGUUGCCCUGAGUGCGGGAAGAGCUUCAGCUACAGCUCGAACCUCAGCAAACACCAGAGGAUCCACACGGGCGAGAAGCCCUACCUGUGCAACGUCUGUGGGAAAAGCUUCAGCCACUUGUCGACCCGGAACACGCACCAGAGAGUCCACACGGGGGAGAGGCCGUACGGAUGCACCGAGUGUGGGAAAAGGUUCAUUUCCAGCUCAAAGCUAACGAGACACAUGAGAACGCACUCGAUAUACACCCCUUACAUCUGCAACGAGUGUGGGAGGAGCUUCAGCACUCACUCCUCCCUUACCACACAUCAGAGAAUCCACUCUGCUGAGAGCUACGGCAUGGGGAAUUCUUGGGAGGCUGCUGAGCAGGGGCCCAGCAGCCUCUCUGGCCGGGUAUCACUUCUGUGACUGGUGCCUCUUGCCCUGUCCCUUUAUGAUUUAGCCUUUCCUGGUCACACAGGUCCAUCUCAGCACUCGUAGAAAGGGCGCUAGUCCCUAAGGUGUUUGGAAUCAGGAGGACCUGCGCAAUGCAGACAGGAAGCGGGAAUAGAGGAGGGUCUAGGAUUAGUCUGGUGGUUUUUUGGAAAAUAGAAGUAGGCUGAGAAUAGGAUAGUAAGGGGGAACGGAAGCGAGAUUUCAGGCUUAUAUUGGCGGUUAGUUUUAGAAGCGGUGUGAUGGCUAGUGCAGAACAGAGGAGCAAAGAAGCUUGUCAUAGGCCGCUUCCCCAUCAGCACAAAUGGGCCUCCUUUUAGCAAAACGUGCACCUAGCUGCAGUUUAGCGAUGCAAUAGCUAGAUAGAAACUCCAGUUGCAGAGGCAGUAUAUCUUCAAACCAUUUGCCUGGCACAAGGCAACAGGAUUAAAUUAUUUGAUUCCUACCAUUUUUGUUAGCUUAAUGGUAAGUAUCUAGAUCAGACCAUGCCACGCCCACCACGCCCCCCAGCUUGAUGCUCUCCAGCUGCUUUGACAACUCCCAUCCUCCCAAUGCUGGCAGGGGCUGAUGGGAGUUGUAGUCCAAAACAGCUGGAGAGCUCUAUAAAUUGGGAAAGGUGGUCUAUUUGGGAAGUGGAAUCCUGGAUUAAGAUGGGCAGUAAAGUUGUUCAGAUAUUUUGAGAGGAGAGUGUUGCUUAACUACAAAUCAUCUUAAAAAAAUUAAUGCAGCUACUCAACAACAAAUUCUCUGGGUGGCUUACAAACAAGACAAUAUUUUAAAAAGUUAAAAUAAUAAGCAAUAAAAUGUGGGAGAAGGGGGAAAAUACCUCUUUCCUUGGCAGCAAAAGAAGCAUAAGAAAUCCACAGCCUGGAUUAAGCUACCCUAAGCUACAGCAGCCCACCUUAGAGGGUUGUUUGUAAGGAUUCUCGGAAUGCAGGGCACUUUGAACAUUCUAAAGUGCCCCAUCCUUCUGUGUCCUCCAUCAAGGAAACGGGUGUUAUAGCGGAGGUUAAGGACCAUGAAAACACUCUAGGCAGAGGAGAAGCAGGGCUAGGAGGGUUGUGGCCUGGGAAGGUAAAGGUAAAGGGACCCCUGACCAUUAGGUCCAGUCGUGACCGACUCUGGGGUUGCGCGCUCAUCUCGCAUUAUUGGCCGAGGGAGCCGGCGUAUAGCUUCCAGGUCAUGUGGCCAGCAUGACAAAGCUGCUUCUGGCAACCAGAGCAGCACAUGGAAACGCCGUUUACCUUCCCGCUGUAGCGGUUCCUAUUUAUCUACUUGCAUUUUGACGUGCUUUCAAACUGUUAGGUUGGCAGGAGCUGGGACCAAGCAACGGGAGCUCACCCUGUCACAGGGAUUCGAACCGCCGACCUUCUGAUCAGCAAGCCCUAGGCUCAGUGGUUUAACCACAGGGCCACCUGUGGUUUAACCACAGCGCCUGGGAAGACGGGGUACAAUUUGGAGAGUCCAAGGGCAUCUGCCUGCCCCACAGGCCCCGUGGUUCCCCCUGCCUGACCAAGAAACAAAAAGCACUCAUUUUUGUUAUUAAGCAGCGACCAGAUGGGUUCACAAAGGGUAGGUCCAUUAGUGGCAAUUAGUCUUUGUAGCUUUAUGAAGCUUCUGGGUUCAGGCACAGUGUAGGACCGGUUUCCUGGUGGGUGGGAGGAGCCAUCAGGGGGGUGGCCUUUGCUUCACAUCCCACCUGUGGGGGCUACCCAGAGGCAGCUGGUUGGCUUCAUUGCAGAGAAAAUUUCCGGACUUGAUGGGCUUUUGUUCUGAUCCAACAGGGCUUCCUUAGGAUGGAAUUGAGAAAGUUAAGGUUGAUUCUCAGUGGCUGGGGGAUGCAGGGGGAAUCGGGCAGGUUCAGGCCACACCGUAGACCUUACCCCACCUUCCUCCUUUGUAAGUAACUCACUGCCACCUGUCCCUUUGAGACAAAAUCCAUCGCUUGAGAACAUUGCCAUGCUGAGAGUUAAAUUUGCCCUCCCUUCCACUGGCAGCAGGAAGCGGCCUGCAGGGGGCGCUGUGGUGUGUCCAUAGACCUUUAGCCUAUUGUAUGAAUCAGAGCAGUUGCUCUGCUCCCUUUCACCUCUGGCCUCACCUGCCCCUGGCCCCUGGCAGGUGCCCCAUGAGGCAAUGUGGCCCUUGAGCUAAAAGAAGCUCCCAACCCUUGCUCUAUAUUGAUACCACCCACAACAUUCCAGAAACUGCGCUCGUAAAUAGCCAACCCUGGAGGUGUCUGUGUGUGUGUACCUCAAACCUGAGAAGGAGGGGGAAUGGUUAGAGGUGCCUCAGAACCACCUAGGUGGCAUUGCGGAGGCCCAUUCAAUUUUCCACAUGCUGCCACUAUAACGUUACUGCUGUUAUUGGGGAUAUAUGGUCUAAGCCAGGGGUCAGCAAACUUUUUCAGCAGGGGGCCGGUCCACUGUCCCUCAGACCUUGUGGGGGGCCGGACUAUAUUUUGAAGGGGAAAAAAUGAAUGAAUUCCUAUGCCCCACAAAUAACCCAGAGAUGCAUUUUAAAUAAAAGGACACAUUUUACUCAUGUAAAAACAUGCUGAUUCCCGGACCGUCCGCGGGCCAGAUUUAGAAGGUGAUUGGGCCGGAUCCGGCCCCCUGGCCUUAGUUUGGGGACCCCUGGUCUAAGCAUUGCUACACAUGUAGAAAGCAAGUGGAAAUCCUGGUUUGAAGAGCAGGUCCACUCUGCACAUUUGAGGCAUGUUCAGUGCACAUUCAAAGCAUGUGACUCCCCCCAAAGCAUCCUGGGAGCUUUAGUUUCCCAUUCACGGCUGCUACACUCGGUCGAGGUGGCAGAGGGCGCCCUCUUGGCUUUUCAGAACCUUCAUUUGCCUGCACCUUCCCAGGCUGGCAAGAUCACUCCAGCCAUGAGCUGGUUUUGCUUCCAAAGAUCAAUCUGAGGUGAGGCACCGGGUGUCACAGAAUUGUGGAGUUGGAAGGGACCACGCAUGCCAUCUAGUCCAAACCCUGGCAAUGCAGGAAUCUGUUGCCCAACGUGGGGCUCGAACCCAUGACCCUGAGAUUAAGUGUCUCGGGCUUUAACGACUGAGCUAUCCCUGAUCCUACUCCACAGACCUUUGUGACAAAGGACUUUACUGGCAGCACCUGAGUCCACUUUCCUGCUUGGCAUCCCAAUGGUUGCAAGAUUGUUGGAGAGGUGCAAUAUCCUAGCUUGGGGAAACAUGCAGACCAGCUCAUAUUCGGGACCAUGGACUCAGUGAGACACCAUCAGAGGUGAAAAUGCCACAUGGUAACAGGGUGCUUGUGGUGGGUUUCAUUUCUUACAAGCUGUCAGAGGGUGGCCACAGCUGGAAUGAGCUUGAAGAAGGCAGGAGGACUGAGUUGGCUGUUUCCCCCUCAUGGAGCUACAAUUCCCAGGACCCUUAACAAACCACAAUUCCUGAGAUUCUUUUACAGGGGGACAACAUGUGCUUUAAAUAUGCGUUGGGUGUGCUUUAAGCUCAUGGUGUGGAUUUGCUCUAAGAAGUUGACCUCGAAAGAUUGCUUCCCACAAAGGUGAGGUGGAGAUUUGUAUUCUCCCGCAGCGCUGGACUCUGUAGAGAGCACCCCUGGCUGAAGGCCGGGAUUGUGUAUAUUUUGUGUGUGUGUUUUGAAAAUAAAAUAAAAAUCGAGGCAUCAUGUGCUUGAGCUGUU
This is a messenger RNA of Zootoca vivipara (common lizard), 5959 nucleotides long. RefSeq lists its product as uncharacterized. Gene Ontology annotation, molecular function: RNA polymerase II cis-regulatory region sequence-specific DNA binding; DNA-binding transcription repressor activity, RNA polymerase II-specific. Gene Ontology annotation, cellular component: nucleoplasm. Gene Ontology annotation, biological process: regulation of immune system process; regulation of cytokine production; negative regulation of transcription by RNA polymerase II. The record is from RefSeq and is a predicted model, not a curated record. Lineage: Eukaryota; Metazoa; Chordata; Lepidosauria; Squamata; Lacertidae.